UCGGCUUUCGCGAGGGGGCACGGCGCUGGCCGCGCUCCCCAGCUGCGCCGGCUCUCGCAUGCGGCGGCGGCAGCGGGCGGCCCCGGGGCAGGCAGCGCGCACAAAGCCCGGUAGCCGCCGCCUCCCGCCUCGCCGGGCACCGCGCACCGGCCGGGGCUCCCGGGGGGCCCAGCCGAGCGGGGCCCCGCAGCCCCCCCGCCCCGCUGCCGGGCCACAGCCCUCCCCCCCCCCCCCGCCCCCCGCCGCCGCCUCCCCAGGGCGGGCGCUGGCAGCGGCGGCUGGGAGCCGGCCCCCGCCCGGGGGGAGCAGCGUGGGAAGGGGGUGCUCCCGCCAGUCGCGGCGACGGGGAGGGGGUUCUGAGUUUGUUUACUUGUGAUUCGCGGCUCUUCCUCUGGAUUCUCGCUCCGCUCCCGUAACGGCUCGGAGCGGGGCUUCGGCGGCGGUUCGGGGUCAACCCACAGCUUUUACCGAUGCUGUGUGGGGCAGCCGUCCAGUCCUGCAGCCAGGCCGGGGCCUGUUGCCCGCUGAAUUGGUAGUGGCCCCGCUGGCCGCCCGAGCACCGCGCCGUGCCUUCCCACAGCCCCAGCUGCCGCCAUCGCACGCCUCGGUGGGGAGGAGCUGCCUGGAGAUCCUGACAGUGAUGGUGUGAGUGGGACGGUUCCGAGGCUUCUGUGCUGGCAGUGUGAUGUUACCGGUGGAAGCCGGGAGGGGCUGUCUGCCCGUGGAGAUGGGCCCUGGAGCAUUUUUUCUCUGAAAACAUUGCUGCUAAAAAGCUCCAAACAGGACAAGUAAAUCCAGUCAGCUUGUCAGGUCACUGGCUCAGUGUAGAAGUGCUUUCAUGAGGUAACGUUGGGCCAAAGUCAACUUUUCCUUCUCCUUUGUAAAUCUGCAGCCAAGCAAUGGGCCAGAAAAUCUCAGGGAGCAUAAAGUCUGUGGAUGUGAGGGAGCCCCCUUAUAGACCUGUUAAACGAGAGCUGAGAGGCCCGGAUUUUUGCAAGCCGGCGCGACUGGACAUGCUGUUGGAUAUGCCCCCCGCCAAGCUGGAGGUCCAGUAUAAACAUGCUUGGAACAAUGAAGAUCGCUCCUUAAAUAUAUUUGUAAAGGAAGAUGAUAAACUCACUUUUCAUAGACACCCAGUUGCCCAAAGCACAGAUUGCAUCCGGGGCAAAGUUGGCUACACGAGAGGCCUGCAUGUCUGGCAAAUCCACUGGCCCACGCGGCAACGAGGAACUCAUGCUGUGGUGGGUGUCUCCACGGCCGAAGCUCCGCUGCACUCGGUGGGAUACACGUCGUUGGUUGGUAGCAACAGUGAAUCGUGGGGCUGGGAUCUGGGGCGCAACAAACUCUACCACAAUUGUAAAAACCAGCCUGGGGUCACGUAUCCUGUGUUUUUGGAACCAGAUGAGUCUUUUGUACUCCCAGACUCCUUACUGGUGGUUUUGGAUAUGGAUGAAGGGACGCUUAGCUUCAUGGUAGAUGGACAGUAUCUUGGAGUGGCCUUCAGGGGACUGAAAGGGAAAAAACUUUACCCCAUAGUCAGUGCGGUUUGGGGGCACUGUGAAAUUACAAUGAGAUACAUCAAUGGACUUGACCCGGAACCCCUGCCUUUAAUGGACUUGUGCCGAAGAUCAAUUCGUUUUGCUCUUGGCAGAGACCGCCUGCAUGACAUAGAAAUUCUACCUUUGCCUCUGUCUCUGAAAAAUUAUUUACAGUACCAAUAAGACAUCUAGAACCCUCUGGCCUCACAUUGGACUACAUCAAUGCAAAUGGCAGAAAAUUGUUUACAGCAAAAUAUAAAUCUUCGUGAUGGACACUUAAGUGUUAUUUAAUUUUUAAUAUAUAUUUUUUUCUGAACUAGUGAAAGCAGAUCACUGUGGGGGACUACUAAAGAAUGUGAAAACAUUGAUUUGAUCAAGAUUUGUGUAUUAUCUGUUGCCUGUUGUGUUUACAGUCCUGAAGGCCAUUAUUCUUCUCUCUCAUGUAUUGGUUUAUCUUUGUUGCCUCUGGUAAAUGCCAAUAGAAAAUCUGACCUGCAAGAUCCACUGUCAUGCAAUAAUGUGAUUUUUUUUUUUUUUUUUUUUCCCUUUCUCUCUCCGACAGCUCACCCCAAUAGAUAGAAACAAAUUAGCAAAGGAAAAAUCUUGAGAGUAACUUUAGAAAAAUAUUGAAACUUUGCCUUUGGUAUCCAGAGUUGUUGAGAGCUUUGAAUGUUCAGUGCUCAAUGUUAUCAGGCCUAUAACAUCUAAAUGUUCUACCAUUUAAAAAAGCAGAUUAUUGUCUAGAAGAAGAGUAUGUGAUUUAAAAACAUGAGAGGAAAAAAACCUGGUAUAGGUGUCAGAUCAAUUUUUGGACGUGGUAGCAGUAAGAUGCAGUCCAUUGUUUUCAAGACCAAAUCUAGUCCCUCUGAAGUUCUGCAGUUUAUAACAAAGUGUUCACUAUCCCAAGAAUUUAGGAUAUUCGUAUUUUAGGAAGCUUGUCACUUUUUUAUUUGAACAAAUUUAUAAUUUUUAUGUGGUAUGAACUCUUAAGUACUUGGUUCUCUUUUUAAUGUAUGUGUGGUUAUAAUGUUUAUUUAUCUGUUUAGAGUCUGUGGAGUUCUCAUUUAACUGUUUCCCAUCUUGGGGUGACUGAUUUUGUUUUCUUCCCCAGCUCCACCUGAAAUGUAUCAAUUUUUCAGUCUCAACCCAUUUUUAAGAUGCUGCUUUCUAUUUGCAUUUCUUACAUGUUUCAAGUUAUCUGCCUGAUCAGUUAUAUAGUUUUUAAACUGGAAGUUGUUGUUGUGGCAGGAUGUCAAAUGUUUAGACUGAGCUGCCUUCAGCAUAUUUUAAUGUGAAUUUACUGAUGAAUGAGGAGAAAAUUUCUAAUAAAGUCUACUGUCCAAAAUAAAA
This is a messenger RNA of Tyto alba (common barn owl), 2888 nucleotides long. RefSeq names its product splA/ryanodine receptor domain and SOCS box containing 4 (gene SPSB4). Gene Ontology annotation, biological process: intracellular signal transduction; proteasome-mediated ubiquitin-dependent protein catabolic process. The record is from RefSeq and is a predicted model, not a curated record. The transcript is spliced from 4 exons. Gene Ontology annotation, molecular function: protein binding. The coding region runs from base 900 to 1721 and encodes 273 amino acids. Lineage: Eukaryota; Metazoa; Chordata; Aves; Strigiformes; Tytonidae. Gene Ontology annotation, cellular component: SCF ubiquitin ligase complex.